Molecule: messenger RNA, 2090 nt
Organism: Rhagoletis zephyria (snowberry fruit fly)
Lineage: Eukaryota; Metazoa; Arthropoda; Insecta; Diptera; Tephritidae
Product: acyl-CoA synthetase short-chain family member 3, mitochondrial
Cellular component (GO): mitochondrial matrix
Molecular function (GO): propionate-CoA ligase activity
Source: RefSeq, a predicted model, not a curated record
AUGGUUUUAGGUGAAUUGCUUGGCGACGAACAUGAUCCAGUUUAUGUAGAUGCUUAUAAUCGCUCCAUAUCGAACCCCAGCGAGUUUUGGGGUGAACUUGGGCGCCUAAUCGAUUGGUAUAAGCCAUGGGAGCGGGUUAUGGAUAACAGCAAUCCCCCAUUCACGAAAUGGUAUUGCGGUGGUUAUUUGAAUGCCUGUUACAAUGCUGUGGAUCGGCAUGUACUCAAUGGUAAUGGCAACAAAGUUGCGCUCAUAUACGACAGUCCGCUAACGAACACAGUGCGUCACGUUACCUACCAGCAGCUCUAUGAUCAGGUCACAGUUUUUGCCGGUGGUAUAGCGAGCUUAGGACUUCAAAAAGGCGAUCGUGUAGUUAUCUAUAUGCCUUUGAUACCAGAGGCAAUUGUCGCCAUGUUGGCCACUGUGCGCCUGGGUGCUGUACACUCCGUUGUAUUCGGUGGCUUUGCCGCCAGCGAACUCUGUACACGUAUCGAGCAUGCGGAACCAAAGUUUAUAAUAUCGGCCAAUUGUGGUGUCGAGCCCGGUAAGGUGGUGCCCUAUUUGGAUAUACUACAUGAUGCUGUGAAAAUGUCAAAUUGGAAACCGAUUUGCAAUAUAAUUUAUAUACGCGAAAAUAUAUUGCGUAGCACCAAUUUAGAUUGGAAAACAGAUAUGCUCUGGGAAACGGUUAUGCAUUUGGGUGCACCAGCCGAAUGUGUGCCCGUCGAAGCUAAUGAUCCGCUUUACAUACUCUACACAUCCGGCACAACAGAUAGACCAAAAGGUGUGCAACGUCCAACAGGUGGACACUUGGUAUCGUUGAUCUAUACGAUUCAGAAAAUUUAUGGCAUCAAACCAAGCGAUGUGUGGUGGGCGGCAUCGGACUUGGGUUGGGUGGUCGGACACUCGUACAUUUGUUAUGGUCCACUGUCAUUGGGUGCGACAAGUGUGAUGUAUGAGGGUAAACCAGAUCGUACACCCGAUCCAGGACAGUACUUUAGAAUAAUCGAACAACAUCGCGUGAAUGCACUCUUUUCGGUUCCUACUGCUUUUCGCGUCAUACGUCGCGCUGAUCCGGAAGUAAAAUGUGGACGAAAACAUUCACUUAAAUCUCUGCGUUGCAUAUUCAUUGCUGGCGAGCAUUGUGAUAUAGAAACAAAGAGCUGGAUGGAACGCAUUUUUAAGGUGCCGAUAUUGAAUCAUUGGUGGCAAACAGAGUCGGGUUCACCAGUUACCGCGACUAGUCUCGGUUUCGGACACAGCCUCAACCCGCCAAGGUACACAACCGGAUUGCCUUUUGCUGGCUAUAACAUAAAGGUAUUGAAGCCAAAUGGCGAUGAAUGUGAGACUGCGAAAUUGGGACGCAUCGCAUUGAAGUUGCCGCUGCCACCCGGAUUCAUGUCCAGCCUUUACAAAACCGAAGAACUCUUUAAGAAGACAUACUUCCAAAAAUAUCCGGGCUACUACGACACAAUGGACGCGGGCUAUAAGGAUGAAAACGAUUAUGUGUAUGUGACGGCACGCGACGAUGAUGUCAUCAAUGUGGCUGGUCAUCGCAUUUCCACAUCCAGCUUGGAAGAUGCUGUUCUCAGACAUCCCGAUGUGGUUGAUGCCGCCGUGUUUGGUGUGCCUGAAGCGACUAAGGGACAGGUGCCGCUUUGUCUUUACAUACCCAAGGAGGAUAGCCGGUUAAACGAUGCGAAAUUAUCCACCGAACUCAUUAAAAUUAUACGUGAUGUUGUUGGUCCGAUCGCUGCUUUCCGUUUGGUGGCGCCAGUUGAGGCAUUACCACGUACACGGUCCGGGAAGACGAUGCGUAAAGCUAUGGCGGAUUUUGCGAAAAAUGAAUUAGUCUUGCUACCGUCUACGAUUGAAGAUCCGACUGUUUUUGGUGGAUUGAGACGUGCUUUACAAACUUUAGGCUAUGCUAUGAAUGCACCGGAUCCAGCUUUGGCUGUUAAGAAUAAGGAAAAUUAAAAAAUAAUAAUAAUAGAAAAGAGAGGACUUAAUAUUUUACUUAUGUAUGUACAUAUACAUGUACGUUAUAUAAUCUUAAAUGAUCUUUAUUUGUGAGUUGCGUAAUUAACUAA